This is a messenger RNA of Notolabrus celidotus (New Zealand spotty), 1726 nucleotides long. RefSeq names its product urotensin-2 receptor 2 (gene ogfod3). The transcript has 9 exons. Gene Ontology annotation, cellular component: membrane. The record is from RefSeq and is a predicted model, not a curated record. Bases 161 to 1129 code for a protein of 322 amino acids. NCBI's taxonomy places the organism in Eukaryota, Metazoa, Chordata, Actinopteri, Labriformes, Labridae. Gene Ontology annotation, molecular function: iron ion binding; oxidoreductase activity, acting on paired donors, with incorporation or reduction of molecular oxygen; L-ascorbic acid binding.
UUUUCGGAGAGCCAAUCAGCGUGCAGAAACGCGCCCACCCGGAAGUUGAGGCAUUUUCAGGUGGUGGUUAGUUGACAGUGAGCUGUAUGGUAUGUUGAGUGGAGGUAAGAGGAGCGGUGUUUGAAGGCGUCCUGCACAUGCACACAGCUGAAGAGUUGAAAUGGCGUUACUGCGGAUGAGAAACGCUCAGGGCUCUAACGCCACCGAGAUAGAGAAGAAGAUCAAAAGAGGUAAUGCUCUGCGGCAGUCCUCUGCAUGGAGGGGUACCCGAGGACCCGUGGUCUUGGUGCUGGUUGCGGUGUCUGUGUUGGUGGCAACUUUGUUCGUGUAUGUGAUCUCUCUGGACAGCGAGGUAACAGAGACUCUGGUCAGCCGGAGUGAGCUGGUGACUUCCAAGCCCAGAGUGUUCACCGUCGAGUGCUCUGACGACUACGAGAACCAUAAACGCUACCCAGGGUGCACCCCUCAGAAGUGUGGCCGGGCAGUCACAGACAGCGUGGUGACGAGGGAGGAAGCUCAGGUCCUCCAGAGGCUGGCAGAGAGAGGGCUGGCGCUGGCUGGAUCAGAGGGAGGGGCCUCCAUACUGGACCUGCACUCUGGAGCGUUGUCCAUGGGGAAGCAGUUUGUGAACAUUUACAGGUAUUUUGUGGAUCAGAUCGGAGAUGUUUUCACUCAGGAGGACUUCGAGUUGUACAGAGAUGUGCGUGGGCGGAUACAGGCUGUUAUUGCAGAGACGUUUGGUUUGGACCCAACUCUCAUGUACCUCACCAAGCCGACCUUCUUCUCCAGGAUCAACAGCACCGCAGCCAAGACUCAGCAUGACGAAUACUGGCAUCCCCACAUAGACAAGGUGACGUAUGGCUCUUUUGACUACACCUCCCUCCUCUACCUGUCCGACUACGGGUCUGACUUCACCGGAGGACGGUUCGUCUUCAUGGACCAAAAUGGAAACCGCACCGUGGAACCGAGGGCAGGCCGAGUCUCCUUCUUCACUUCGGGUACCGAGAACCUCCACCGCGUGGAAAAGGUGACAUGGGGUACACGCUAUGCCAUCACCGUGUCGUUCACCUGCGACCCAGCACACGGCAUCUCUGACCCGGCUCUGCCGCCCCGAGACGUCCAGGGGUGACGAGGAUGCUCACUGCUUCAGAUGAGCCCUGCAGCAGAGAGGAGAGGAAGGAGGGGAAGAAGAAGUGGGUUUUAUAAAGAGGUUUUACUUGUAAUAGCUGCUUUGUCAAUAUCUGUAGUUGUCUUUUAACUCUGGAUAUUGACUCGCUGCUCCUUCCUGAAAGAAGUUUUUGUCCCAUUUGUUACACACCGUUGUAUUUUUAUCCAAUUUUCUACAGCAGCUGUUUUCUUCUUGCACAAUCGAAAUUGGAAGGCAUGUUGGCUUUCCCCACAGAUAUCCACUAUUUGCUUUUCUUCAGCUUGGAGGGGAAGACUUCAGUGGAAAUUGACUCUCAACUGCCUUCAUAUCAGAGAAGCUGAAGGGAGACUGUCUGCUUACUGUAUGUCUCUGGGUAAGAGCUGUCAUUUCCUACAAGAGGAGAUCUAAAUCUGCUGAACCGCCUGUCAUCUCUCAGAUUUGCCUCUUGCCGUGACCCCUGAGGUGUUUUCUUCUAAGAAGAACCCUCUAAUGUCUAGUGGGGAUUUCUUUUUCUGCUUUAACCGUGUCCUUUACGGGGUGGUGAGAACGGUUUGAAAUAAAAUACUCAUAAAACCUGAA